GAGGCAUCUUUAUUAAAUUGUUCAUAGGUUGCUAUGAUUCUUGGUACUCAAAUUCGAGAGAGAGUAAGAGCCAGGGCAAUGGAAGGAGUUGAUCCUACAUCGGAGCCUCCGCCGCUACACCCCGCUAUAGCUCCUCUCUCGUUUCUGCUUGGGAAAUGGCGAGGCCAGGGGGAAGGCGGGUUUCCCACCAUCAACUCUUUCGUCUACGCAGAAGAAUUGCUCUUCAACCACUCCGGCAAGCCAGUGAUAGCGUAUAGCCAGAAAACAUGGAAGCUCAGGCCCGUGCAUGCCGAGAGCGGCUACUGGCGGCCGAAGCCGGAUGGCUCCAUCGAAGUGGUCAUCGCCCAAAGUACCGGCCUAGUCGAGGUCCAGAGGGGUUCAUACGAUGCAGAAAACAAGCUUGUCAUGCUGCAAAGUGAGCUUGUUGGAAAUGCAUCAAAGGUGAAGGAAAUAACCAGGGUCUUCAAGGUCAUGAAUGGCGAACUAUCAUACAUUGUCCAAAUGGCAACAAACCUUACCAGUCUUCAGCCUCAUCUUAAAGCUUUGCUCCAAAAGGUUUGAGAAAUGUAUGGGAACAUCCCCUUUUGUUUUUGGAACACUUUAUUGCAUAGACUUAUGCAUGAAAAAGUAAAUAAUGAAGAUAAUAAACAUUUGAGUGCUAAAAUCUCACCCCAUUCAUUCCAUUA
Messenger RNA from Phalaenopsis equestris, 686 nucleotides. RefSeq names its product UPF0678 fatty acid-binding protein-like protein At1g79260. The record is from RefSeq and is a predicted model, not a curated record. NCBI's taxonomy places the organism in Eukaryota, Viridiplantae, Streptophyta, Magnoliopsida, Asparagales, Orchidaceae.